This is a messenger RNA of Nilaparvata lugens (brown planthopper), 4827 nucleotides long. It is a transcript of the gene sigmar, whose product is annotated as tumor necrosis factor alpha-induced protein 8-like protein. Gene Ontology annotation, biological process: regulation of apoptotic process. The transcript has 6 exons. The record is from RefSeq and is a predicted model, not a curated record. Bases 469 to 1035 code for a protein of 188 amino acids. Lineage: Eukaryota; Metazoa; Arthropoda; Insecta; Hemiptera; Delphacidae. Gene Ontology annotation, cellular component: cytoplasm.
CUUUCACUCGCAAGUCUCAAGUACUCAUUUGUAUGCCCUGCCCUGCUUGCUUCUGUGUUCUGUUGUAGCAACGGCUACAAUCCUACAAAAAAUCGUUAGUACUUAUCGAAACGUGAAAGGUACAUAUUACAAAAUUACUAAAGGAAGUGAGCUGUUUCUAAAAAUAAUAGCCAACUAUUAAUUUCUUAUCCUAAAUUAUUAAGAGCCUCAAUUCUUCUUCAUCAGAUUGAUAUCUGUUGUUAUAAAUGUCGACCACGUGGACAGAAGCUGAGGCAUGGUUAAUUUACAUGCUUCUGCCCAAAGACAAUCUGCCUUUUUAAUCAUUUCGUUUUGAUCAGAAAGCCAGGACUUGUUUUGCUUUAAAUCAGUAAAAAAUACUGAGCAACUCUUAGAUGAGCCCGAUUGAGAUGUUUUGUUGACGAUCCGCGUACCAAUAUUUAGAACACUUUUCAUUAGUAUUUCAUAGUCAUGUCAGAAACCGGCUUCAAGGCUCGCGACUUUGGUCUCAGGGCGCAAAAGAAAAUUCUUGGCCGAAUGGCAAACAAAAAUGUCGCUAAGAUGUUCAUUGAUGAUACUACGGCCGGUCUACUCGAUUCACUCUAUCAGAUGAUUAAGCUUUUUUGUGGUAGCAAAAAAGAAGCGGAGAAUAUAGUGAAGAACAUAAUAAAAAUUGUGAUAAAAAUAGGAAUUUUGUAUCGUAACGGGCAGUUUGAUAACGAAGAGGCUUUAUGGGCUGUUCAUUUCAAGAAGCGGUUUCGGUCGGCUGCCAUGGCCAUUAUCAGUUUUCACGAGGUGGAUUUCAGCUACGAUCGUCCCUAUCUGCUGACUGCUAUCAAGGAGUCGCAAGCAGCGCUGCGCUGUCUAGUCCAGAACCACCUCACAGACAAAUCGCUGUCGCGCAUCGACCUAGUCUACAACUUCUUCCUCAAUCCGGCCUUUUUCGACGCCAUCUUCAAACGCCACUCGGACUUUUCGCCGCUGCUGGCCAGGUUUGUCACUGAUCUCAAUCGGUCACUGGAUGAGGGUGGCAUGUAAACUAUGCUGAUAGUUCACAGUCUAAGAUACUCUAUAGUGGAGGUCCACUGGCAGUGAAGAAAGAUAGGAGAAAAACGUUGACGAACCUCUGUUUUGUCAAUGCCUUCUAUAGCCGAUAACAUAAACAGGUUUAUCGAUGUAAUAUUAACUGUUCAUUCUCGUUUAAAAUGAUCAAUUAUAUUUUAUUAAGCAAUAAAUUAUAUUUUUUAAUAAUUUCAUAAUGAAUUUACAUAAUCAAGAUGAAAUAUUUUGAUAAUUAUUAAUCCUACAUUUUUUAAAGACGAUCUGGCAACAGAGCAAAGCGAGAAAGAGAUCGCGCUAUCCGCUUUGUUAAAUGAACGACAAGGAUAGCAAUACCAUUGUUAAUCAAACACUGCCAUUAUAACGUGGACCUCACUAUAGUGUGAUUCACUUGAAACUGUCAGCUCAGGCUAAUUGGGGAGCAUUGAUUGCUGCUCAUAAGAAAUGCUGACAUGAAGUGAAUUAGAUCGUAUGGUAUGAGAUGUUGUUGUACUUCUCCAUAAUUGGAAGAAUAAGGCCCGGUUGCACAAAACCCGGUUAAAUUCUAAUUGUGAUUAAUUUCAGGAGAACCAAUCACAGAAGACUUGUUUUAUAAGUCGGCUACUCUGAUUGGUUCUCGUGGAAUUAAUCACGGUUGAAAUUUAACCGGCACAAAGACGUUGAUGUUGUCAAUACCACUAUAUUUGUUUAAAACUUAAUGUAAAUUACAGAACCAGGUUUUAUGGCAACACCUGCCACAUCUGAUGUUGAAUGUUAUUGAUAAAGGAACAGGAAAUUCAAUUUUAGUCUAUGUACUGGGGUUGGAAAAGGAAAGUGAAAUGAAAGAUGUUAGUGGGAAAUGAUGGAUGAAUGUUGGAAUAAAAUUAUGUUAAUAUUUUGUAAAUGGAAAUUGAUAGAUACAAUGUAGUAUGAUUUUGAAUAUACAUUUAUAAUUAUGAAAUAAACAUCACAUGACCCUAGUUUUUAUAAUUGUAUAAUUAUUCUAUGUUUUUUAUAAUUAAGUCAAAUUUUUCAAAGUCAUGAAGUAAGAUACCAGUAAGCUACCAACCAAAUUUGAUGUAUAUAUAUUUUUAAGGUGGCUAGAAUUCUAUUUACAGUGUAAUUUUUCAUUUACAAAAAAUUAACAUAAUUUUAUUUCAUCACUCAUCCAUAAAUUCCCACUAACAUAUUUCAUUCUACUUUCCUUUUCCAACCCCAGUAGUUUACAUAUCCUAAAAUUGAUUUUCCUGUUCCUUUAUCAAUAACAUUCAACAUCAGAUGUGGCAGGUGUUGCCAUGAAACCUGGUUCUGUAAUUUGAAUAAAUUUUUGAACAAAUAUAGUCGUAUUAACAACAUCGACGUCUUAUUCUUUCAAUUAAGAAGUGAAUUUCACUCUAAGUUGCUAGCAACCUAGUCUCUGUUGGAUGAAUAGUCACUUGUAUUAUAAUCAUCUGUUCUAAAGAGUGUUCUCAAAAAUCCACAACUCUAGUACCACCACGGUGUUCCAAAACCCUAAAAGAACAAAUCAAGCAGAUUUUAAUGCUUUACAAAAAGUAGUUAUUGAAGAAAAAUUACAAUUUCUCUAUUAAUAUUGUAUGUACUUCUUUUUUAAAGAAAGAUCAUGUAUCUGUUGGUUAUUAUUCAAAACAUAUUAAUAUCCUCUCCCACUACCAUCCUUUUGAUUACAUUCCAUUAAAUUAUAAAACAAACAUCUCAAUCAAUCAAAUUUCAUUUAUUCAAGUAGUUGCAUAUAAAAGACAAGCUUCACAACAUUGAAUCGUCACAAUCAAUAAAAAACACAGAAAAAUACAAUAGUGCAAAGAGGAGACGUCAAAGAAAAACACUGUCUUAAGGAAGAAAUCGAUUAAUUUCAGUUGAUUUAAAGGAAAUUUUUAUUCUGUAAUAAUUCUAUGACAUGUAAUUUUCUUCCCUCAAGACAUCCACACAUUCAUCCACUGUGUAUGGCGCUCUUUUUAACAGAACCUUCCUUAUCCUUCCGGUCAUCUUUGAAAAGUUGGAAAAAUCUUUAAAGUUAUGGGGGAGUCUAUUUAUAAUUUUUAUUGCGUAAUAGUGUGGGCCUUUCUCCAGAAGGGUUAGUCUAUGUGCCGGGUAACCGAGGAUUGAGCCACCACUCCUCGUAUUGUAGGAAUGAUCAAGUAAAACUAAUCAAGUUAAACUAAAACUGAUCAAGUUCAAUAAUUAAUCAAACUAUUAUCAAUUCUGCAGCGUCUCAACUGAGUUUUCUUAACGCGAACUCUGUUUUCUCCCCAGCCAAUAACAUUUUUAAACCCGAUUACAUGCUCGCUGGUGACUUUUUGGUAUCAUGUGACCCUUAUUAGUACUAAAUAAACUGCAUAAUUAUUUGAUGAAUUAACAUUUUUUAAUAAAAUGUGUAACAAUAUUCAAAUUAAAGCACAUACAUUUUCGUACUUUUUGUUUAUUGUACAAUUUUAAUGACAAAACAAACUUUCAAUUUAUACACAUCAUUCUGUCACCAUUUACAACUCUUCCCACCUCCAUUUUCCACCCAAAAACAGCUGUCACCAUUUCACUCUGACGUCCUCAACCUAAGCAAUAUUACCAACAUUCCUAUAUAUCAUUUUAUACUGUAUAUAAAAUUAUAAAAAUAUUAAUUGUUUCAUUGUUAUUUAGUGAAAAAAUUAUAAUUAAUGUAACACUUCAAAUGGUUAUUCAACAAAAAUUUACCAAAAUUAUAAAUCUAGUGAGUAGUGAGUUGUAAUUGCCUUAGUUGUUCUUUUACUCCACAAAAUACACCGUGUCCCACGAAGAGGUUUACACGUUUCAUUUCAUAUUACUUGCCCAUUCAUACACCGAACUUUUUUUUAAUUUUACACAGUUUACAAAGUACGUUCUGAAAAUAUUCUGGGGAAAUUUCAACUCCCUAAACUUCGUAGAAACAAAAUGGCGGCAUAUUGAAAAACGAUACUUUAAGAACAUUAAAAAGGUGUUUUUGGUUUCAUAAAAUAUUUUUAUUGUUGCGCUUUAGGGCAAUAUGACUUUUAAAUGAAAAAAACCAGAACAUAGCCUAAUCAAAAACCUUGUCCAAAAUUAUUCAAAUAGAAAUCCAACCACAGCCACUCAAUGAUAACAGCGCUCAAGAAAUGAUGAUGAUGAUGAUUAUUAUUAUUAUUCCUCUUUUAAGCACGCUCUUGCGGAUAUAUUUUCAAAGAAGGGGCACUUUUAUGCAACCUUCCUUCCAUCUUUAUAACACUGUUUGACUAUUUUAUGAACUUACACACAAUACGUGCAGUGUCAAGGGGGACAGAUUUUUGCAUUCUUUUCAGUACCUCGUCUACCAAGUCAAUACUUCGACAAAUUUCCACAACCGACUUGAGUAUCAGGCCAUUGACUGUUAUUACAAUUGGAAGUACUCUCACUGUAUUCAGCCCAUACAUUUCCUUCAGCUUGAAUUAAUUAUUAUUAUUGUCAUUUCUUACGUGAAGCCACAAAUCUGAGCAGUAAGCUCCUACAAAGAAACUCCACGCUAUCUGGAGAAGCUCCUCUUCUACUGAUCAUUUUAGUUCCUCAUCAUUAUUGAAGCUAUGGGUAUAAACUUUUUCCUUCAAGUAACCCCAUAAAAAGAAGUCACAAAAAGUUAAAUCUGGUGAUCGGAGUGACCAAUCUAAAAAAUCACUUUCACGGCCAAUCCAAUGGCCAGGAAGUUUGUCUUUUACUAAUUGCUUAACAUGAUUUGCGAAAUGAGGUGGAGCACCAUCUUGGUGGAAGAUUGCUUGAUCCAUUUCUGGUAUCAUCAAAUUAUUAUUAUUAUUA